UUUUUCUCUUUGAUUUCAUCUGAAUUUGUAGUUCCUUUUUUGCCACAAGGGGUCACCCUGACUUUCUAUGGAAUCGCAGGUCUCUUUCUAAGUUUACAUUGGUGGCUUCUAAUUUUUUGGAAUGUGGGGAGUGGUUAUAAUUUUUUCGAUAAAAAAAAGAGAAUGGUGUGUUUUUUUCGUUACGGAUUUCCUGGAACAUAUCGUCGUAUUUUUCUCCGAGUUCGUAUGGAAGAUAUUCAGUCCCUCAUACUACAAGCUAACCCUAACCCAGAACCCAGUAGUGGUGUCCUUUAUAUGCAAACACGAGAACAAGGGACCAUUCCUUUGACUCCUGUUGAUGAUUAUUAUGAUAGGACUCCACGCAACGUUAUACAAAAAGCUUGGGACUUGUCCAGAUUCUUGAGUGUACCAAUGGAAAUCGUUCCAUAUUCUUGAGUCUACCAAUGGAAAUCGUUGUAUCAAAAAAAUAAAUGCUUUCUCUAAGAAAGCAUUUAUUUUUUGAUUUCUGUAUUAUUUUGUAUUCUUUAAUUUCCAAAUUAAAGGAAAAAACAAAUUUCUGAAUUACAAAUAAAAAAAGAGAGAAUCGAUUCUCAAUUUAUAUUCAAAAAAUUAGAAAUUGAUACAUAGGCUAGGCUCUAUUACUUGUAUUUACUUGUAAUAGAACUUAUGCUUGAUAGAAAAAUUAUUAUAGUAUUCUAUAUAGUUGACAAAUGAGAUGAAACUGAGUUCAUUAAAGACGAAAAAUGGCAAAAAAAAAAGCAUUCAUUCCCCUUCUAUGUCUUACAUCUAUAGUCUUUUUGCCCUGGUGCAUCUCUUUUACAUUUAAGAAAAGUCUGGAAUCUUGGAUUACUAAUUGGUGGAAUACGAAACAAUCCGAAAUUUUCUUGAAUAUUAUUCAAGAAAAAACGAUUUUAAAGAAAUUGAUAGAGUUCGAGGAACUGUUCCUCUUGGAUGAAAUGCUAAAGGAAUAUCCGGAAACACAUUUUCAAAAUCUUCGUAUGGAAAUCUACAAAGAAACCAUCCAAUUGAUCGAGACGAACAACCAAGACCGUAUCCAUACGAUUUUACAUUUCUGUACAAAUAUAAUAUGUUUCCUUAUUCUAAGUGGUUAUUCUAUUAGGGGUAAUCAAGAACUCAUUAUUCUUAACUCUUGGGUUCAAGAAUUUCUAUAUAACUUAAGUGAUACAAUAAAAGCUUUUUCGAUCCUUUUAUUAACUGAUUUAUGUAUAGGAUUCCAUUCAACUCAUGGUUGGGAACUAAUCAUUGGGUCUGUCUAUAAAGAUUUUGGAUUUACUCAGAAUAAUCAAAUUAUAUCUGGUCUUGUUUCCACUUUUCCAGUCAUUUUAGAUACAAUUUUAAAAUACUGGAUUUUCCGUUAUUUAAAUCGUGUAUCUCCGUCACUUGUAGUGAUUUAUCAUUCAAUGAAUGACUGAAAAAACGAUCCACUGAUCCAAUUAGAAA
Molecule: messenger RNA, 1461 nt
Organism: Medicago truncatula (barrel medic)
Lineage: Eukaryota; Viridiplantae; Streptophyta; Magnoliopsida; Fabales; Fabaceae
Product: chloroplast envelope membrane protein
Exons: 1
Coding region: 744-1433 (229 amino acids)
Cellular component (GO): membrane
Source: RefSeq, a predicted model, not a curated record